Molecule: messenger RNA, 1381 nt
Organism: Ilex paraguariensis (yerba mate)
Lineage: Eukaryota; Viridiplantae; Streptophyta; Magnoliopsida; Aquifoliales; Aquifoliaceae
Source: the annotation of a GenBank genome assembly
UACGUCAAGCUCCUCUGUUUUGCCGGCGAAUCAGCUCUGACUAGUGAUCAUGUUCUCCGAUGUCUCUUCUUCGCUGGUCCGCCUAAACAUCGGAGGAAAGAAGUUUUGCACGACGGUUGAUACACUGACCCAGCGGGAGCCUGAAUCGAUGCUUGCGGCAAUGUUCAGUGGUCGCCACACUAUCUGCCAGGAUUCUGAGAAGGGGUAUGUGUUUCUGGAUAGAGAUGGGAAACAUUUUCGGCAUAUUUUAAAUUGGUUGAGGGAUGGUGUUGUUCCAACACUAAAUGAUUCGGAGUAUUUAGAUCUUUUGCGGGAGGCAGAAUACUAUCAGCUUCUCGGACUAAUUGAUGGAAUUAAAUCUGUUUUGAAUGAGAGGAAGGAGAAUGAGGAGUUGGAUACUGAAUUGACACGUAUUGAUAUCAUCAAAUGUAUACAGUCUGAGAGAGUCAGAUUUCGAGGAUUGAAUCUGUCUGGGCUUGAUCUUUCCAAACUGGACCUGUCUUUUGUGGACUUCAGUUAUGCAUGCCUUAAAAAUGUAUUCUUCUCACGUGCAAACCUUCAGUGUGCAAAAUUCCGGGAUGUGGAUGCCGAGGCUUCCAUUUUUCAUAAUGCAACCUUGCGCGAAUGUGAAUUCACAGGGGCAAAUCUUCGUGGGGCUUUGUUAGCUGGAGCUAAUCUUCAAAGUGCAAACUUGCAAGAUGCUUGCUUGGUAGAUUGUAGCUUUUGUGGAGCAGAUCUGCGCUCGGCACAUCUACAGACUGCUGAUCUCACUAAUGCCAACUUGGAAGGAGCUAAUCUUGAAGGAGCCAAUUUAAAGGGUGUAAAAUUAGCUAAUGCCAACUUGAAGGGUGCAAACCUUCAACGAGCAUAUUUACGACAUGUGAAUCUUCGUGAUACUCAUUUGGAAGGUGCAAAGCUUGAUGGUGCAAAUUUGCUUGGAGCAAUCAGAUAACGACUGAGAGAUGCUAUAUGGGUUUGAUGUGAAUUAAUAUUAUUCAUGUUCUCUAUUCUAUGCAUAACCUUCCUCCCCAUCCAACUUAUUUCUCUCAUCCCUUCUAUUUGCCUAGUCAUUCUCCAGUUUAACUCCGAUAAUCUGUAAAUACUGUGCGGAGUACUGUACAGAUGACAGUGACACUUGAACACGAAGAGUUUUAAUUGUGGCGUCUAGAUAACAGUUGGUUUAUAAGCUAUUUGAUAUGCUAAUAAUAUUUGGUUGUUCUGAUGGGCAGUCGGUUUGACUAUUUAAUCCCCAUUUGGAUAUGGUGUCACUGUACAGCUUGCUAAGAGUGAGAAGUGUGUUUUCUUUCUUCUUAGUUAUGGAGAGUGGUUAGGUCAUCCUUGGCUACUUGGAAGUAGGCCUGCCAAGGGAUUGAAUUUGGGU